AUGGUCUGUGGUGGCAUGGAUGGUGCAAUAAUAAAUGGUGACCUGAGUCGUGGAAUCGAGAAUUUAUCGUGUGUUCGAUGUCAUGAGCGAUUCGAUUUACACGAACAGAUUGUGAAUUCAUCCGGUCAAGUAUGGCAUUCCGAUUGUUUUGUAUGUGCACAAUGUUUUGGACCAUUCCCCGAUGGAAUUUAUUUUGAAUUUGAAGGUCGUAAAUAUUGCGAACACGAUUUUCACGUAUUAUAUGCGCCUUGUUGUAACAAAUGCAAUGAAUUUAUCGUUGGUCGAGUUAUUAAGGCGAUGAAUGCGAAUUGGCAUCCACAAUGCUUCCGAUGUGAACUUUGCAAUAAAGAAUUGGCUGAAGUUGGAUUUCUUAGGAACAGUGGCAGGGCAUUAUGCAGGGAAUGUAAUGAAGCUGAAAAAGAGGCUGGUAUGGGUCGAUAUGUUUGCCACAAAUGUAAAGGAUUUAUUGAACUGGGUGCUCAUAUCAAAUAUCGUGGCGAUAGCUUUCAUCCUUAUCAUUUUCAGUGUAAAAGAUGCGAAACUGAACUUACGGUCGAUUCACGGGAAAUAGGUGGAGAACUUUAUUGCCUUAGAUGUCACGACACGAUGGGAAUACCGAUUUGCAGUGCUUGUCAUCGCCCAAUCGAAGAGCGAGUUGUCACUGCACUCGGUAAAAAUUGGCAUGUUGAACAUUUUGUUUGCGCUGUUUGUGAAAAACCUUUUCUUGGACAUAGACAUUAUGAAAAAAAAGGACUUGCUUAUUGUAGUCAACAUUAUCACAAGUUAUAUGGGAAUGUAUGCUUUAAAUGCGGAAAAAUAUGUAGUGGUGAGGUGUUCCAAGCCCUACGUAAAUCUUGGUGUGUCGAUUGUUUCGCUUGUAGUUUUUGUGAUCGAAAAAUGGACAGCAAAACGAAGUUCUAUGAAUUUGAUAUGAAGCCAACGUGUAAGCGAUGCUAUGAUCGUUUCCCAACCGAACUUAAGAAACGCAUAAGUGACAGUUUAAAAGAAAGGGAUAUUGAGACGGAAAGAAAUCGUACACUUCAAAGGCGAUCUAUGAGUCCAAAUAUAACAAAUCGAAAUGCUCCCCGACGAUAA
Molecule: messenger RNA, 1095 nt
Organism: Dracunculus medinensis (Guinea worm)
Lineage: Eukaryota; Metazoa; Nematoda; Chromadorea; Rhabditida; Dracunculidae
Source: the annotation of a GenBank genome assembly